UUAACGUUUCGCUUGGCUAAGUGCGCACCUCGUCACUGAAACCAGUUAGCAAAAGAAAUUGUUGUUCAAGCUUAAACCGAUAUCUACGUCACUGUUCGAUCAUUUCGAAUGCAAAUUAUUCCCAGAUUAAUAAAAUAGGUCGCCAUCCGUGGCGCUGCCGCCGGGCUGCGGACCCGAACUUACGGCGGAAAAUAUCGGGACCAUAUCAAUAAAACCAUUCAUGAUACACAAGCUUAAACACUUACAAUCGAGCAUACGCAUACCAAAAACCAAACUCAAAGUGAAAGUUCAGAUCCUGGAAAGUAAAAAGUGAUGCAUGUUAAACAGUCAGACGUAGCUGAAUUAUAAGCAAUGACAAAUUGAAGUGAUAGUCUGGAGUUUGAUAACCAGGUGAAGAAGAUAUUAAUACGAAGUACAAAGUGGGCAACGAAAACCAUCGUCUCUAACAACAAUGAAAAAGGGAUUGCUCCUGAAUACGCGAUACCAAUAAUAAAUAUACGAUCAUAUUCGACCACGUCAACCAUCAUCGAAUUCUCCAUCGCCACAACUGUAUUAAAACAAAUUAAUUAUGAUGCUUACAACUGAACACAUAAUGCAUGGGCACCCGCACUCGUCCGUAGGGCAGAGUACUCUAUUUGGGUGCUCCACGGCGGGACAUAGCGGCAUAAAUCAGCUGGGCGGCGUAUAUGUUAAUGGCCGGCCGCUGCCCGACUCGACGCGUCAAAAAAUUGUAGAAUUGGCUCAUUCCGGCGCACGUCCUUGUGAUAUUUCAAGAAUACUGCAAGUUUCCAACGGUUGCGUAAGCAAAAUUUUGGGCAGAUAUUAUGAAACAGGAUCAAUAAAACCUCGAGCGAUAGGUGGUUCAAAGCCACGCGUAGCUACUACCCCGGUCGUACAAAAAAUUGCCGAUUACAAAAGGGAAUGUCCCAGCAUAUUUGCGUGGGAAAUACGAGACCGACUGCUAUCGGAACAAGUUUGCAAUAGUGAUAACAUUCCAAGUGUUUCAUCUAUUAACCGAGUCUUACGUAACCUAGCUUCACAAAAGGAGCAGCAAGCUCAGCAACAAAAUGAAUCUGUUUAUGAAAAGCUUCGCAUGUUUAAUGGCCAAACGGGCGGAUGGGCAUGGUAUCCAAGCAAUACAACGACGACACAUUUAACUCUACCACCAGCAGCUACCGUUGUGACAUCUCCGGCCAAUUUACCAGGACAGGGCAAUCGGGAUGAUAGUCAAAAAAGAGAAUUACAAUUUUCAGUUGAAGUUUCGCAUACAAACUCUCACGAUAGUACGUCGGAUGGCAACUCUGAACAUAAUUCAUCUGGAGACGAAGACUCUCAAAUGCGGUUGCGCCUAAAAAGGAAGUUACAACGCAAUCGGACAUCAUUUUCUAAUGAGCAAAUUGACAGUCUCGAAAAAGAAUUUGAAAGAACACAUUAUCCGGAUGUUUUUGCGCGAGAAAGGCUUGCAGAUAAAAUUGGUUUGCCAGAGGCACGUAUUCAGGUUUGGUUUUCAAACCGACGAGCUAAAUGGCGUCGAGAAGAAAAAAUGCGAACUCAGAGACGUUCGGCUGAUACCGUGGACGGCAGUGGUCGACCCAGCACGGCAAAUAAUUCUUCAGGAACAACUACAUCUUCCUCCGUCGCAACGUCAAAUAAUUCAACUCCAGGAAUUGCCAACGCAGCAAUCCUCGUUGCCGAACGAGCAUCAUCUGCAUUAAUUAGUAAUAGCCUACCCGAGGCUUCCAAUGGACCAACUGUUUUGGGUGGUGAAGCUAAUGCUACACAUACCAGCUCUGAAAGCCCUCCACUUCAGCCAGCGGCACCGCGGCUUCCCUUAAAUUCUGGAUUCAACACCAUGUACUCAUCUAUCCCCCAACCGAUUGCAACGAUGGCUGAAAACUACAACUCCUCAUUAGGAUCAAUGACACCGUCAUGCUUACAACAACGCGAUGCCUAUCCUUACAUGUUUCACGAUCCGUUAUCACUAGGAUCUCCCUAUGUGCCAGCCCAUCACCGAAAUACAGCUUGCAAUCCCGCAGCUGCACACCAACAGCCACCUCAGCAUGGCGUUUAUACCAAUAGUUCUCCAAUGCCGUCAUCAAAUACAGGUGUCAUUUCUGCAGGCGUUUCGGUGCCUGUGCAGAUUUCAACGCAAAAUGUGUCUGACCUAACGGGAAGCAAUUACUGGCCACGUCUUCAGUGAUCGUCAAUCUUUGACUCACCAUCAGAUCUUUUGUCAAAGGCGACUGCUGCUGCAAUCAUUGCCGCACAAGCAUCUUCGGAAAGACAUAAACACCGAAAAGCGCAUUCAAUUGUUAGUAUACAAACCACAAAAAGUAACAAAAACCCACCUAGUUUGAAGAACCAGACAACGUGCUGUUCAUCUAGAUAUUUAAACAUGACCGCUGGGUCGGGGAAGGAUGUAGAUGUUAUUAUAGGUCAAGGUCUUAUAGUUUCCUUAACACCACGCGAUUCAGGAAAGCCGGAACUUUUUGACAGUCCUAACGUGAACUACCAUCAGGACUUUCAAGUAAUUUAAAAAGGGUGAUUCCCUUCAGCGUGAAACGUGUGGACUGCACACUAAAAGUGUUUUAAAAAGUACACAAAAUGCUAAGUCUACAUUAAAAUUUAUGAUUAAAUAAAGCAGUUGUUAUUGAAUAAACAAAUAUUUAAGAUUUGUAAACAAUAGUUCCGCUUCGUUCACAUCCCUUAUUUUAAGUUCCGACAUUUCUAACCUGCUAAGAGUUUGUUUAAAAUAAGUUAUAGUAUUUCACAGAUAAUAUAUAUAUAUUAUAUAUAUUUAUCAACCAUCUUACAGACUGUUGAUUAACACCCUAUCGGGAUAAUAGAUUUUAAGUCAGUUGUACUUCUAAGUUCUAACUACCCUUUAAUAAUCGAAUAUUUGGUAUAACAGUGCAAUGUCUUUUAAGUUAAAACUAUUUUUUUUAAUCUUCACAAUAUUAUAUCCGUAAUAUAUUUAGGUCAAAACACCACUAUACUGACUUGUUUACACAUUAAGUCAUCUAUACUGAUUUUAUCACCUUUGAGCUUUGUGUCUUUUUUCCAGCAGACAUCACCGCUACUCAAUUUAGGGAAGUACGUUAAAGACCAAGAUGACGAAUAGCGACGUUUUUCCUUUUCAGUUCGAUUUAGGAGCGUACACAUUAAAUUUUUAAGGUUUUUAAUAAACUUUUAUUUAACUUUCACUACCUCUUUAGUAUUACGAAGAAAAGCAAAAUUACAUGUACACUAACGAAAUCUGUUAACAUUAAAGCGAUAAAAACACUUUAUCAUUGUGAGUGCUCAAAGACUUAAUAUUUGUCUUUUACUUUAACGUAAUUUUAAUCAAAUUUCCCAUACUCAAUUACUUUACGAGUAACGGGUAUAAAAAUGAUUUUUACUCCCUUUUCGCCAUUGCACAUUAUUACAUGUUACAUAUGUACAUAUUUUUUUAAGUUGAAUGAAAUAUACAGGAUGAUGCUAAUUUAUUGUAUAGUUUAGAAGGAAGAAAUUUUCUUUGUCGCCUUAUAAACAAUUUGACAAAUACGAGAACAUAAAAGAUUUAUCUACAUUGUACAUAUCUAUUAUAAGAUGUACAUACAUACAUGAGUACUAUAAGGUGUUUCUAAUAUGAUCGUCAUGCAAUAAAUUAAAAAAUAGUUGAUUCGUUUGCUUAAGAAAACAGUAAACCUCCUUAUAUAGACUACAUUUUAGGUUAAUAAAAAAAUAUUACUAUGCGUUUACUGGUCGAUAUAGUUUAAAAACUCUAUAUUUAAAAAUAAUAUUUAGUUUAUUAAUAAAUGUUGUGUACAUGAUUAUUUUAAAUUUAAUUUAUAAGUUAUUAUUCCACCAGUUCGUAAAAUAAAACCCUAGUUAUUAAUUAAAAACUUAUAACAACGUAAGAUUGAAAUGAAUUGCAACGAACUUGACUCCAAUGAAGGAACUGAGCCAACAUUUCAUCCAGAUAAGCACCUCCCCAACAAGCCUUCAGGUUUAUAUAUUUAAUAAUAAAAAGUCGUAUAUAUAUAAUGUAUGGUUCAAAUUUAUAAAUAAAAUAAAUAAUUGUAAUACUUCAGAAUAUACAGAAUAUUCAGAAUCUGUUGUUCAUAAGAGGGACUUAAUAAAAUCGUACAUAAACGUGAAAA
Drosophila yakuba is the source of this 4142-nucleotide messenger RNA. It is a transcript of the gene toy, whose product is annotated as paired box protein Pax-6. Gene Ontology annotation, biological process: anatomical structure development; regulation of transcription by RNA polymerase II. Bases 569 to 2200 code for a protein of 543 amino acids. NCBI's taxonomy places the organism in Eukaryota, Metazoa, Arthropoda, Insecta, Diptera, Drosophilidae. The transcript is spliced from 9 exons. The record is from RefSeq and is a predicted model, not a curated record. Gene Ontology annotation, molecular function: RNA polymerase II cis-regulatory region sequence-specific DNA binding; DNA-binding transcription factor activity, RNA polymerase II-specific.